Molecule: messenger RNA, 5209 nt
Organism: Petromyzon marinus (sea lamprey)
Lineage: Eukaryota; Metazoa; Chordata; Hyperoartia; Petromyzontiformes; Petromyzontidae
Gene: TRIM46
Product: tripartite motif containing 46
Molecular function (GO): zinc ion binding; protein binding
Source: RefSeq, a predicted model, not a curated record
AUGCCUUCGUUCUGCAAUCAAAAUGUGAACGUGGAAUUUCCACCCAUUGGCUUCAUUGGCGCUGUAAAAACGCGAGGCAAGCGUCGCUUCGAUGGGGGCGGCGUGGUCAUCAUUCAUCAGCAGGUCCCUCUGAAGGCGAUCGAGCGGGAGCUCACGUGCCCCAUGUGCAAGGAGCUGUUCGCGACGCCGCUCCUCCUGCCGUGCCACCACAGCGCCUGCCGCGCCUGCAUCAAGGACGCGCUGCUGCUGCUGGGACGCGGAUCCAGCCCAGGGGGGGCUCCGUUCCAGGCGCUGGCCCAGGAAGAGCAGCACGGAUCGCAGCACUCCUCCCCGGGCCUCACGCCCAUCCACAGCCCCCGGGGCCCCAAGUCGCCCGCGCCAGGGCCCUCGCCGUGCAGCCCCGGCUCGGCGGCGUCUCCCGUCGGCCUGGCUGGGCCCCUGCCGCAUGGGGACCACGGAGAGCCCAGCAGGGCCCAGCGGCCCGUGCGUCUGACGAGGGAGCGCUCCUUCUGGAAGUCAGGCUACGCGACGUACCCCGGCCACCGCCGCACCCCGUCGAGCCCGCGCCCGUCCGCCUUCCCGUGCCCCGUGUGCCAGCGCGACGUGGAGCUGGGCGAGCGCGGCCUCGCGUCGCUCUUCCGCAACUUCGCCCUCGAGGGGGUCGUGGAGCGCCACCGGCUGGCGCGGGGGGGCACCAUCCCGUGCCAGGCGUGCCGCCCGGCAGCGCCGUCGCGCGCCGCCACCAAGAGCUGCCUCGACUGCAAGAGCAGCUUCUGCAAGGCGUGCUUCAAGCUGCACCACCCGUGGGGAACGCCGCGGGCGCAGCACGAGUUCGUGGCGCCCACCACCAGCUUCAGGCCCAAGGUGCUGCUGUGUCCCGAGCACGAGGCGGAGCGGGUGACGGUGUACUGCGAGGUGUGUCGCCGGCCCCUCUGCCACCUGUGCAAGCUGGGAGGGGCGCACGGCAACCACAAGAUCUCAUCCAUCACCAACGCCUACCGCACGCUCAAGGACAAACUCUCCAAGAGCAUCGCCUACCUCGUGAGCAAGGAGCCCGAGGUGCGUGCUCGCAUCGAAGACAUCGACGACUGCGUGCGGCAGGUGGAGAAGAGCGGGCGACGGGCGCAGCUCAGCGUGGCGGAGUCCACGACGCUGCUGGGGCGCACCGUGGACGAGCGGCGUCAGGCGCUCGCGCUGGCCGUGAGCGACGGCGUGGAGGGGCGCCUGCGGGCGCUGCGCGAGAGCCUGGCGGAGCACGCGGGCCUCCUCGACGGCCGCGGCCUCGUCGGCUACGCCCAGGAGGUGCUCAAGGAGGCCGACCAGGCGUGCUUCGUGCAGACCGCCAAGCACCUGCACGUGCGGAUCUGCCGAGCGUUGGAGUCUCUCAAGAGCCUGGGUCCGCCCGUGGUGGACACCGCCUUCGGAGGCUUCACCCUCGACGUGUCCCGGGAGGCGGAGAUGCUCGCCAACCUCUCCUUCCGCAGAGUUCCAGACGCGCCGACCCUCGACCCUCGCCGCUGCUUCGUCUACAGCCGCUUGGCGCUGUGCUGGACCCUGCCACAGGGCUGCCCGUCGGUGCGCUCCUACCGCCUCGAGUUCCGCCCGCUGGCGCCGGACGGCUCCGGCGCGGCCGGCGCGGGCAACGGAGUGGCGAACCCUCUUCUCGGCGGUGCCGCCGGCGGCGGCGGCGGCGGCGGCGGCGACGUCGGUUCUGAAAGGCCGGCGGUGUGGGUGGACGGAGGGGAGCUGUUCGCCGACGGGGGCGCCCCCCAGGACGCGGGCCCCGAGGACGCGGGGUCGCGCUCCGUGUCAGCGUCUGCGUCGGCGGCGGUGGCGGCGGCGUUUGAGGAGGGGGCGGCCUACGCAGUGCGGGUGCGCGGCGCCAACGAGGUGGGCGCGGGGGCGUGGAGCGACGAGGUCGUGGUGAGGACGCCGCCUGCGCCAGUCCUCCGCUUCCGCUUCGACGCGGGCUGCGGCUGCAGCCGCGAGCGUCUGAGCAUCAGCAAGGACGGGCUGUGCGCCCGCUCCGUCGCCGGCCUCGCCGCGGUGCUCGCCGCCGAGCGGCCCUCGCCGGCCCCGCCGGCCCCGCCGGCCGUGUGCCUCCCGGUGGACUUCGUGGUGGGCGACGCGCCGCUGGCGGUGCGCGGGCGCGCCUGCUGGGCGCUGCGCGUGCUGCCCGACUCGUUCGUGGUGCGCGUCGGGGUGGUGGCCGAGAGCAAGCUGCACGAGUGGUUCCGCAGCGCCGCCGGCGGUGGCGGCGGCGGCAGCGGCGCUCGCGGGGACGUGCACAGCCCCAGGUACGAGCAGGACAGCGGCCACGACAGCGGCAGCGAGGAGGCUGAGGCGCCCUCCCCCAGUGCGCUGCUCGUGACCGCGGCCGCCGGCAAGCUCCUCCUGCCCCGCGGGCCCCGCGCCGGUGGCGCCUCCGGUUGCUGCCGCGCCGUGGCCCUGCCGGCCGUGCUCGCCGUGGCCGUGGACCGCGAGCGCGGCACGGCCGCCCUGUUCGACGCCUCGGACGGGGCCAUGCGGCUGCUGUGGGAGCGGCCCUUCGACUGCUCGUCACCCGUCUACCCGGCCUUCGGCUUCCUGGGCGGCGGGGCCGUGCGCCUGCACCACGCGGCCUUCCAGCGGCCUUGAGGAGAUACGAAGGCGGCCGUGGUGGGGGUGGGGGGUGGGGGGUGUCUCACAUUGUUACUACUACUGCUACGUACGGCGCUGUCAGAUACUUCAAGAUGAAAGAGGUCAUUAUGGUUAUAAUUGUAUUAUUAAUGCGUAGGCUUUCUCGAACAAUAUUAUUGAUAGUGUAAGUUGUUUUUAGGUGGGGGGGGGGGGGGCGAGUUCGCCCGGUGAGGCUGGUGGUUGUUGUUGUUGUUGUAAUCGCCAGCGACAAGUCACGAUGCUCAAAUUGUAACCGUGGUCGAGGGGUGACUCUCCAAAACAUAACCGGUGUGUGCCGAAGCGAGUAACUGAUUGGCGCGUUUUGUUUACGCGACAAACCUUCACUCGUUGGCUGUGUCGGUUGUCGGUGGGUUCACGACACAUUUUAUAUUUACACAACCUAAACCAAAAGAAAACAACCUUUAAUUAAAAAAAUAAUAGGGUUUUUCCCCCUAUUUUCUGGCAACAAAACUGAAACCUUCUUACAAGGAUCCAUGUCUGCAUUAACCACAAUACCUGCAGUCAAAAUGCAAACAAAAAAAACAUACUAUGAUAAUAUAUGCAUUGUCCUUGAAACUGAUUGGUCCACACGAAACCAACCUUUAUUAUGAAUAUUAUCAUCAUCACCGUCUUUUCAGGAGGCUCCUGCUAAGAUAUUUUGUUGCAAUCUGGAGCGACGAUUGCACUACUGUGUGUGUGUUAUCCUAAUUGAUUACAUUUUAUAAUAAUCAUCAUCAUCAUCACCACGCUUGUUUAACCCAGGAAAAGGCUUUCCAAGUCCCGUGACUCUCUUUUGAAGAGGGUCCUCCCACGUGGCCCAGACGUUGUGUGAGAAUCAUUGAUGAGAUUUGAAGUACAAAAAACAUACAUAAAUAAUGAUUCCUAAUUGUACAACUUAUUUUUUUUUUACCGUGCCAUUCUUAAACAUAUGUAACUGUUAGCUAUGACGCCAACAUAUAUCUAAAGUCUGUGCUGUCCGUUUGCCUGGGUAAAAAGUGCCGGGCGGUGGUGGUUGUGGCGUUGAUGGUGGUGGUGGCUGUGGUGGUGGCUGUGGUGGUGGCAGUGGUGGCGGUGGUGGUAACGGCGGCGUUGGUGGUGGUGGUGGUGGCGGUGGUGGUGGUUGCGCUGCUGCACGUGGGCUGCCUUUAAUCCGGCAGCAUCGUGGAGGAAGCAGCAAGGGUUGGUGGGCGUCGAUUAGGAAGCCCGUACCACAGCACGCGAGAAGUUGGUACACCAAAGUGUGGACUAAUCGCCAUCUGUUGCCAUCUGUACGUGGAAUGGAGCGUUGCACCCUCGCUCACACGCGUGGGGGUUUCUCCGGCUGCUCCGGUUUCCUUCCCACAUGAAUAAUAAACACAACUCGCGUAAUUAAUUGGCUGGAAACAUCUUAAAAGAAAAAUAAAUGCAGCAGGACCCUCCUGAAACAAGAGUCCUAAGACUCCUCCUCGUGGCUUUCCCGUAUAAAUCAUUACCAUUAUUAUUAUUAAAUAAACCAUUACCAUUAUUAUUGUCGGUGGCGGUUGUGCGAUGCCCUUGGCAAAACCCAGCCCAGCCUGGCAGAAAAGCUGCACAAUUUAACGGGGGGGGGGGGGGGUGGCGAUGAUUUACUGCUCACGGAGCAAUGCCAAGCGAGUCAUUGGCGGGGGCGUUUUUACAAUUUGUCAAAUUUGGCAUAAUUCUAAAAAUCACGCUGGCACUACAAUGGCCUAUAUACCCGUACGAAUUACCUCGUGGAACCUUUUGAUGUCUAAUACGAAGCAGACGGUGCGUAGUAUUCGUACAGAUAAACUGUAUACGAAACGAUUUUUUUUAUUUACCAGGUAAGGCCCAGUGAGCUGUGUAUAGCUCUUUUUCAGAAGUAACCUGGCCACCACAAAUGACAGUGCUUAUCAUCAUCAUCACGUGGAAAUUUAUAGCAGUAGCCAAUUACUCUAAACGCGUGAUGUUCAUUCUAAAUGUGGAGGGAAAACCCGGAGGACCCGCAGAAAAAUCCACACGACCACGGGGAGAGAGACAUAAAAGCUCCAAAUAUCCAGGUGUCAGGUUCGGCAUUGAAUCCACGACAUCACGCCACCGUGAGGCUCCAACCACAGCGUUAACCAGGGUGUUCACUGGAGUCGAACUGUACAGCUCUGAAACACAUUUUUUUAUUCGUAGAGCGCCUUGGCUCAGGGCGAUUUGCAUAGCUUAAUAAUCGGUAGCAAAACACUCGACUGGUUUAGAUGGCAGGGGCUGCGCAAGAGGUUGAGGAAUGGGUGACCGUAGCAGAGGGCACGUGGAGGUCACCACAGGGCUACAGGGUAGAGACAGCUGAGGAGUGGAGGGGCGAGGGGAGGGAAGAGGAAGGGAAUGGGGGAUAGAGAAGAGGGGGUGAGGCUUUGAGAGAGGAAUUAAAUGAUGUUAAGGAGGACGACUGAUUCAUGUCCAGGGUCAGUGUUGAGUCUAUGGAGAGUGUUGAGUCUAUGGGCAGAGCUGAGUCUAUGGACAGUGCUGAGUCUAUGGACAGUGCUGAGUCUAUGGAUAGUGCUGAGUGUAUGGACAGUGCUGUGUC